AUUUCCUAUUUUUCCGGCCCACUUUCCUUUUUCCAAAGUUUUCCAAGCUACACAGAACUGGGAAUCUAACAAAUGUAUCAGAAUUCUUCCUCCUGGGCCUCUCAGAUGAUCCAGAACUGCAGCCUGUGCUCUUCACCCUGUUCCUGUCCAUGUACCUGGUCACCAUGUUGGGGAAUCUGCUCAUCAUCCUGUCUGUCACCUCUGACCCCCACCUCCACACCCCCAUGUACUUCUUCCUCUCCAACCUGUCCUUGGCUGACAUUGGGUUCAUCUCCACCACUGUUCCCAAAAUGAUUGUGGAUAUCCAAACUCACAGCAGAGUCAUUUCCUAUGAUGGCUGCCUGACACAGAUGUCUAUUGAUAUCCUUUUUGGGUAUAUGGAUUGUACCCUUCUGACUGUGAUGGCCUAUGACAGGUUUUUGGCCAUCUGUCAGCCACUGCACUACAAGGUCAUCAUGAACCCAUGCCUCUGUUGCUUUUUAGUUUUGGUGUCUUUUUUUGUUAGCCUUUUGGACUCCCAGGUGCACAAUCUGAUUGUGUUACAACUUACCUGCUUUAAGAAUGUGGAAAUUUCUAAUUUCUUCUGUGACCCUUCUCAACUCCUCAAGCUUGCCUGUUCUGACACCUCUACAAACAAUAUAGUCGUGUAUUUUCUUGGUGCCAUUACUAGUUUUCUCCCUAUUACAGGGAUCUUUUUCUCUUACUAUAAAAUUCUUUCCUCCAUUCUCAGAGUCCCCUCAUCAUGUGGGAGGUAUAAAGCCUUCACCACCUGUGGCUCUCAUCUGGCAGUUGUUUGCUUAUUUUAUGGAACAGCCCUUGGUGUGUACCUCGGUUCAGCUGUCUCACAGUCUCCCAGGAAGGAUGCAGUGGCCUCAGUGAUGUACACAGUGGUCACCCCCAUGCUGAACCCCUUCAUCUACAGUCUGAGAAACAGGGACAUCAAAAGGGCCAUGUGGAGGUUCAUCAGCAAAACAAUCUAA
Molecule: messenger RNA, 980 nt
Organism: Hippopotamus amphibius kiboko
Lineage: Eukaryota; Metazoa; Chordata; Mammalia; Artiodactyla; Hippopotamidae
Product: olfactory receptor 18-like
Exons: 1
Coding region: 150-980 (276 amino acids)
Biological process (GO): G protein-coupled receptor signaling pathway
Cellular component (GO): membrane
Molecular function (GO): olfactory receptor activity; G protein-coupled receptor activity
Source: RefSeq, a predicted model, not a curated record